This is a messenger RNA of Aedes aegypti (yellow fever mosquito), 2737 nucleotides long. It is a transcript of the gene Nhe3, whose product is annotated as sodium/hydrogen exchanger 7. Gene Ontology annotation, molecular function: sodium:proton antiporter activity. Gene Ontology annotation, cellular component: recycling endosome; membrane. NCBI's taxonomy places the organism in Eukaryota, Metazoa, Arthropoda, Insecta, Diptera, Culicidae. The record is from RefSeq and is a predicted model, not a curated record. The transcript has 14 exons. Gene Ontology annotation, biological process: proton transmembrane transport; regulation of pH; sodium ion transport. Bases 247 to 2340 code for a protein of 697 amino acids.
UGCGCCGUCAACUCGAGAGAAAACAAACAGUGCAAAACGGAGGAAAAAAUAAUAAGCAUCUCCGUCGUCGUGAAUUUUCUGUCCGUAAAUUCCGCCUGAAAAAGUGUCGUUUCGUGCCAACAAUCGAGUGAUUCCCCGCUCUGAUCGAUUGGGGGCUAGUUUCGGUGUGAAUGCGUUCGCGAACGCGAAUCGCAGAAGUGCUCCUAGGAAGGAAAGGGAGAAGAUUCUCAGAAGAAUCAACGCGCCAUGAAGGCCGCUAAUUCGUCGCGAGUGAAAUCCCGAAAGAUGCGUCCGGAGUUCAGUGUUUGUUUUGUGAUAGCCUGCUCAGUGGCAAUCCUGCUGGGCCACAGUGCUGGCCGGUGCUAUGGCGAAUCCACCGACAUCGAGCUGGAUGCCAAGGCCAACAAAUUGCACCAAAUCGACAGCCUAAAUUUGCUGCUGUACACUUUUCUGCUGACCCUGACCGUACUGACUAUCUGGCUGUUCAAACAUCGGAGAGUGUCCUGGUUGCAUGAAACCGGACUAGCCGUCAUAUAUGGUCUCAUAGUGGGUGCGAUCAUACGCUAUGCCGGUACCAAAACUCCGAUCAUCCACCUGUCGGUCGAACCCGAACCAGAAGCCAAGUUUAACCAGAGCCUUCCACCGGACAGCCUCUGGUUGGUGUUCCCGGGAAAGCUGCCUAACGAGGCCAACACGCCUACACGGGCCAACAAGACCUAUUCGUACAGCUUUCGUGGCGAAGUCGCCAAGCUGGAGGAAAACGAGAUAGAUCUGAAGGCCACAUUUGAUCCGGAGAUCUUCUUCAACAUCAUUCUACCGCCGAUCAUAUUUCACGCUGGUUACAGCUUGAAGAGGAAAUACUUUUUCCGCAAUUUAGGUGCCAUUCUGACGUUUGCCAUUAUCGGAACGACGUUGUCGGCGUUCCUCAUCGGGGCGCUGAUGUACGGAUUCGUUCAAAUGAUGCCCCAGCUGAGCGAAAGCUUUACCUUCCUGGAUACGCUCUACUUUGGGGCGCUGAUCUCACCGACUGAUCCACUGACAAUAUUAGCGAUAUUUAGUGAUAUGCACGUCGAUGUUAAUCUGUACGCUAUGGUGUUUGGCGAGAGCGUACUGAACGAUGCAGUAGCCCUUGUGCUUAGCGGUGCUAUACAAAACUACGGAGAACACUACUCCAGUACGGGAGGUUUCGAAGGUCACGCCUUUCUGCGAUCGUUAGGAGAUUUCUUCAGUGUGUUCUUCUUCUCGUUGCUGAUAGGAGCUUCUAUGGGCUGCAUAACGGCACUGAUGACCAAGUUCACUCAUAUCCGGGAUUUCCCACUGCUUGAGUCGGCGUUGUUCGUGCUCAUGUCAUACAGUACGUUUUUGAUCGCGGAAGCUUCCGAGUUGACUGGUGUCGUCGCUGUGCUGUUCUGCGGUAUUUGUCAGGCUCACUACACGUACAACAACUUGUCGGAUGAUUCACGAACUCGAACGAAACAGAUAUUUGAGCUGUUAAAUUUCCUCGCAGAGAACUUCAUUUUCUCCUACAUCGGCGUUUCGAUGUUCACCUUCCCCAAGCAUCGAUUCGAUCCGCUGUUCAUAUUUACCGGUUUUAUAUGUGCCGCUAUUGGUCGAGCCAUAAACAUCUAUCCUCUGUCAGCGUUGCUGAACAUUGCUAGAAAACCAAAGAUUUCCUGGAAUUUCCAACAUAUGCUUUUCUUUGCAGGACUUAGAGGAGCAAUGUCGUUUGCACUGGCGAUCAGAAACACAGUUUCUGAUGCACGGCAAGCUAUGCUUACGACCACGUCACUGAUAGUGAUUGCCACCGUGAUUAUCCAGGGUGGGGCGGCCAAUUUCCUUCUCAAUUGGCUGAAAAUUCCAGUUGGCGUUGAUGAUGAAACGGAAGCCCUACCGUACCAAAACGUGCGAAGCGUGUACAAUUCGAUGGAGAAUACAGCCGGGUCUGUAGACGUCGGUUUGAAUCUGAGUCAGCUUCAGGUUAAUAGAAGGAGUAGCUCAUUGGAUCUAGAAAACCAAGACAGUGAGGGUGCAACGACUCCUGGUGGAACCAGGAGGGGUAACGAGAAGGCUGUUCUGGCCCGUGUGUGGGGUAAUUUCGAUACCAGAUACAUGAAACCGUUGUUGACGCACUCGCGUCCAACGCUGCUGGAAACGCUGCCAGUAUGUCUAAGCCCGUUGGCUAGGUUGCUAACCACCACCGAACAACUGACACAGGAGGGUCCAACGCGGCGUGCCGACUCGGAUUCCGAUCUGUGCAUCGACGAUGACGAUCGAACCUCCCGGGGUGAUGGCAGCAUCCGUCGCAACUCGAUCAAUCGCCCCAUAUCGAGAAAGCGUUAGAAAAGAGUGUUCCUACCUUCCUCCUUGUUUGCAUCAUAGGCUCUAGUAGUAAAACCGAUUAAAUUAAUAGCCGAAGAGGAUAUCGAAAAAUGUGACAUAACCGCCACUGGAGAAAUGUAAAUAAUGCAACUGAUCAAAUUAAGUUGCUGAAGAAAUCUUCACCAGAAAACGGUAUCAACUAUAUCUGUAUGGGUAUUUUAAUCUUUGCCAAAUUUGUAUAUUUUAAGUUAAGAUAAUUUUGGAAGUUGGUGGUUUAAGACUUUUCAAAAAAUAUAAGUUGUUGAUAUAGUACCGAAGCAGAAGUUUAACGCUGAUUAGAAAAGAUUAUUGAAGCUUGUAUGCGAUGUCGGUUGGAUGCAUUCAUUGCAGUAUUUAUGUGUGUUGCAAGUAGGUCUAA